This is a messenger RNA of Mycosarcoma maydis (corn smut), 1434 nucleotides long. RefSeq lists its product as uncharacterized. Gene Ontology annotation, molecular function: CoA-ligase activity. The coding region runs from base 1 to 1434 and encodes 477 amino acids. Gene Ontology annotation, biological process: secondary metabolic process. Lineage: Eukaryota; Fungi; Basidiomycota; Ustilaginomycetes; Ustilaginales. The transcript is spliced from 3 exons. The record is from RefSeq and is a predicted model, not a curated record.
AUGACGGCAAUCACCACUGGUCUCAAGGUUCCGUUUCCUCAAGACCAGAACCUCCACACUUUCCUUUUCAGCAACCCACUUCAGCAUCAUCCCAAUCAAUUUUCCGAUCGCUACCCGAACCAUACCUUCGAUGGCAGCCCUAUUCCCGAACAGCGUCCCAUUUUGGUGCACGAUGGUACAGGUGCGCAGCUCAGCUGGGCAAGACUCAGAGCCGACAGCUUGCGUCUAGCUCGCUCUCUCCAGACAUUGACCGGCGACGGCGGUGGUGAGCGAUGGAUCACCCUUGCUCCAUGGUAUCACGUCUAUGGCCUGGCCACUGUGUUGCUUCCGACGAUCGCGAUCGGUACCACGCUCAUCAUUCCAGCGUCGCCGAAGUUCGAUCUGGGCUACUAUCUCGGUCUGGUGACUCGCUACCGGGCUACUUUCAGCCAUAUUGCGCCUGCCGUAGCUGUUGCGCUUCGUUCGUGCGCGCAUCUGGACCCAAGCUCUCCGCAAAGCAAAGGCAUCGAUCUUUCGAGCAUUGCCGCUUUCCUUACUGGAGGCGCUCCAGUGCCGGUCGAAGUUGUGCGCAAAGUGUACGAGCGCACCGGAAAAUACAUUCAACUUGGGUACGGGACCACCGAGACAUGCUCUACCUCGCAGACCGGUGGGCUUGGCUUGGAUGCCGACGACCAGGUUUCACGAGAUGAGCUGGGCAGUGCAGGCUUUCCCUCGCCCAACACUGAAAUCCAGAUCCGGCCGUUGCCGGGUACGAGCAAGGAGCAAGUGGAGCAUCGACGACAAGAGAUUGCCACUGUGUCGCGUCAGGCUCGAGAGCGCGGUGAGCGUUCGCCGCUGGAUCCAGGCAUGGUGGGCGAAGUGCUGAUCCGUGCACCUGGCGUAAUGUCGGGAUACUUUUCGGGACUCUCGUCAGAAACGCAUUCGGCACUCGACGUGGCGCUGACUGCAGCCGCAUUCACCGAUGAUGGCUGGUACCGUUCUGGCGACGAGGGAUGUCUGGAUGCCAAUGGUCGCUUGUGGAUCACUGGUCGAACCAAGGAGCUCAUCAAAGUCAAAGGAUUCCAAGUGCCACCUGCCGAACUCGACGAUCUGUUCGCUACACAUCCCGAGCUCGUCGAUGCAGCCGCUACGGGUAUCGUACAGGACACGUCGACAGGUGAAGAACAGGUGCUGCUGCUCGUCGUGCCCAAGGACAAGUCCAUUCUGACGCAACAAGAAAACAUGCGCCAGCUCGCCGCACGACUUCACACCUGGGUCGCCGACAAGUGCGCUUACUACAAAUGGCCAAGCGUCUACCUCUUCUCAGCGUCAGCACCGCGAAACCCAACCGGCAAGUUGCUCAGGAAGGACAUUGCUGCAGCUCAAGGCUUCCGGGUGCACAUCGUCAAGCAGUCCAGGAAUGCUUCUUCGCCUGGUGCGAUGGCCAAAUUGUAA